Messenger RNA from Striga hermonthica, 276 nucleotides. NCBI's taxonomy places the organism in Eukaryota, Viridiplantae, Streptophyta, Magnoliopsida, Lamiales, Orobanchaceae. The record is from the annotation of a GenBank genome assembly.
AUGAAAACUGGGGUAUGCAAGUUUGGUUAUAGCUGCAAAUUUAACCAUCCUAUUGAUCGUACUAAACCCAAAGCACCAGCCCCUGAAUCUCAGCAGGAAGAUGUGAAGCUCACUCUUGCAGGCCUCCCUAGAAGAGAGGGUGCUAUACACUGCCCUUAUUACAUGAAGACUGGGACGUGCAAAUUCGGAGCCACAUGCAAGUUUGACCACCCACCCCCAGGUGAGGGGGCAGCAUCGUCUGCUAUGGAUGAUGGAAAAGAGGAUGGAUCUGGUUAA